Messenger RNA from Solea senegalensis (Senegalese sole), 1493 nucleotides. RefSeq names its product homeobox protein SIX6. Gene Ontology annotation, biological process: regulation of transcription by RNA polymerase II; eye development. The transcript is spliced from 2 exons. Gene Ontology annotation, cellular component: nucleus; transcription regulator complex. Bases 61 to 798 code for a protein of 245 amino acids. Lineage: Eukaryota; Metazoa; Chordata; Actinopteri; Pleuronectiformes; Soleidae. The record is from RefSeq and is a predicted model, not a curated record. Gene Ontology annotation, molecular function: DNA-binding transcription factor activity, RNA polymerase II-specific; RNA polymerase II cis-regulatory region sequence-specific DNA binding.
GAGAGAGAGAGUGAGAGAGGAGAAAGGAGGGGGAGAGAGGGGAACACAGGAGAAGCCUCCAUGUUUCAGCUGCCCAUCUUGAAUUUCAGCCCCCAGCAGGUCGCCGGGGUCUGCGAGACCCUGGAGGAGAGCGGGGACGUGGAGCGGCUCGGUCGCUUCCUCUGGUCGCUGCCCGUGGCGCCAGCGGCCUGCGAGGUCCUCAACAAGAACGAGUCCGUACUGAGGGCUCGCGCCGUCGUCGCCUUCCACACGGGCAAUUUCCGUGAACUCUACCACAUCCUGGAGAACCACAAGUUCACCAAGGAGUCGCACACGAAGCUGCAGGCGCUGUGGCUCGAGGCGCACUACCAGGAGGCGGAGAAGCUGCGGGGACGCCCGCUGGGGCCCGUGGACAAAUACAGGGUGCGCAAGAAGUUCCCUUUGCCCAGAACCAUCUGGGAUGGAGAGCAGAAGACGCACUGCUUCAAGGAGCGAACCCGGCACUUGUUAAGAGAAUGGUACUUGCAGGAUCCCUACCCGAAUCCCAGUAAAAAGAGGGAGCUGGCUCAGGCCACUGGACUCACACCCACGCAAGUGGGGAACUGGUUCAAAAACCGCAGACAAAGAGACAGAGCAGCGGCUGCGAAGAACAGGCUCCAGCAGCAGGUUCUCUCCGGCGGCUCGGUUCGCUCUCUGGCGGACGAGGACGGCACCGUGGACCGGCUCGGGAACUCGUCCAGUCCGGAGGCGAGUCUGUCCAGCAAGGCCGCCGCAUCCGCCAUCUCCAUCACCUCCAGCGACAGUGAAUGUGACAUCUGACAUUUGACGCGCGCACGUGCACCGCGUGCUGAUUCCGCUGCUGAUGAUGCUGAGGAUGAAUUAGAGGGAGGGGAAAGAAAGACAAUCUGACAAAAAGAAACAAGUCAUAUAGUGCCUGCAUUGAGUAAACACACACACACACACACACACACACACACACACACACUGAUAGUGACUGAUGCCAAAUCGUGGAUCUGAUGUGACUGUGCGUCCUGUUCCUUUUUAGGCCAACACACACUUUUUAUUUUGCGUUUUACCCACGCGUGGAUAACUGAACUUAAAAUGGACGAAGCAUAUUUCACGGACUAAUAUUUAAAAACAACGCCCUGAGAAGAAAAAGGAAGAAAGGUUUAAAAAAAAAAAAGGAAAAAAAAAAGAAAAGAAAAGGGCACGUGAGCGCCUCAUCUAAGCUCUUCUCUGUGGGUAUUUCAUGUUGAAAGAGAACUGUGAUAUUUUCCACUUUACUUUCAAAGUUUUAUAAAUAAUGUUUAUUUGCCUAUUUAAAAAAAGAAGAAGGAGAAAGAAACAAUCUGCUCUGUCUCUCUGGAUUUCAUAUUCAUUUGCUUGGUGUUUUUUAAUACUUACCUUGUACACAGGUGGACCUGUUGAGCAUGCGCGCUUUAGUGACAAACAUGUGUGUCCGUAACGUCUCAAAAAAAUCAAUAAAUAAAUAAAAAUAAUUGUCCAUGAAACGA